AUGCGACGUACUUCUGUCUCUGUCCCAUCGAAGAGUACAUCACACGACCCUCACGAGAAGUUUGCAAGAUAUAGUAAUUCGGGCGCAAACGAAAGCGCCGCUUCCAAACUGGAGAAAUCAAAGAACGCUAGAAUGACCCAAAGUCAGCGGUCCAGAUACUUGAAGACAGGAGGAAUCCUGCUCUUCGUAGUCUUCCUGUUCUAUUAUCUGUCUCCAAGCGGUACGCAGGUACCAAGCACUGUUGGAGGUGCUGUCGAAGGUGCUGUCGAUACAGUUAAGAGUGGUGGUAAUGAUGGACAAUCUCCAUCUGAUUCGACUUAUGGGACAACGAAGUGCUCGAAAUCCUACAGCAAGUCGAAGCCGAUUGUUCAAUAUGCCAUCAUGAUUGAUGCUGGAAGUACCGGAUCUCGAGUUCACGUAUACAAAUUUAAUAACUGCGGCCCUACACCAGAGUUGGAGUCUGAGGAGUUCAAAAUGACUGAGAAGAAAGAGGGCGGCUCCGGAUUGAGUUCUUAUGGAUCUGAUGCUGAAGGUGCUGCAAAGAGUCUCGAUAUGCUUAUGGAUGUUGCAGUGAAAACUGUCCCUGAUGCACUUAAGUCUUGUACUCCUGUGGCUGUCAAAGCUACUGCUGGUUUAAGAAAACUUGGUCCGGAAUUGAGCAACAAUAUCCUCAAGGCUGUUCGUACCAGAUUGGAGACUGUCUAUCCUUUCGCGGUUGUAUCCGACGAAAAGGGUGGAGUCCAAGUUAUGGAUGGUACUGAUGAGGGUGUCUACGCUUGGAUCACAACCAACUUCUUACUCGGUAACAUUGGAGGCCCAGCUCCUGGAGAUACUGCAGCAGUUUUCGAUCUUGGUGGAGGUUCGACCCAAGUUGUCUUUGAGCCAAAGUUCAAACUACCCGAGAAGAUGGCUGAAGGUGACCAUAAAUACAAACUUACAUUUGGCGGAAGAGAUUUCGAGCUAUACCAGCAUUCUCACUUGGGAUAUGGUCUAAUGGCAGCCCGUGAAACAAUUCACAAGACUCUCAUCGAUGACAUUCAUGCAGCCAAUCCUUCAGACCUCUCCUGGACCGCAUCGCCAAUCAUCAAUCCUUGUAUUGCGCCAGGCAUGAACCGUUCAGUUGAUAUUGCAUUUGACGAGAAACACCCUCUUCGUGCUAAGUUGGGCGAGAAGAAUGAAUUUGUCAUGAAGGGUCCUUCUUCCCCAUCACCAGCUCAAUGCCGCAAACUCGCAGAAAAGAUGUUGGUUAAAGAAGCCGAAUGUAAAGUUGCACCUUGCUCCUUCAAUGGUGUUCAUCAACCUUCUCUAGAAAAGACCUUUCAACAUGAGGAUGUGUACACCUUCUCAUACUUCUUCGACCGUACCGAUCCCCUUGGAAUGCCAGAAUCCUUCACUUUACGAGAGAUGCACGAUCUUACCAGCCAAGUUUGUGGCGGCGAGUCUCACUGGGAUAUGUUUACUAGCAUCCCUGAUGCCAUAAAGGAAUUGAGAGAUAGACCCGAAUGGUGUCUUGAUUUGAACUUCAUGAUGGCUUUGUUGCAUACCGGUUACGAAAUGCCAAUUGACAGAGAGGUCAAGAUUGCAAAGAAGCUCAAGGGUAAUGAGCUUGGAUGGUGUCUCGGUGCUAGUCUUCCGUUACUUGAGGCUGGCUCCGGAUGGAAAUGUCGUGUCAAGGAAAUCUCAUAG
Messenger RNA from Botrytis deweyae, 1686 nucleotides. RefSeq lists its product as uncharacterized. Gene Ontology annotation, cellular component: membrane; Golgi apparatus. The coding region runs from base 1 to 1686 and encodes 561 amino acids. The record is from RefSeq and is a predicted model, not a curated record. Gene Ontology annotation, biological process: protein N-linked glycosylation; nucleoside diphosphate catabolic process. The transcript is spliced from 3 exons. Gene Ontology annotation, molecular function: UDP phosphatase activity; GDP phosphatase activity. Lineage: Eukaryota; Fungi; Ascomycota; Leotiomycetes; Helotiales; Sclerotiniaceae.